GAUACUCGCCCAAGGUAUGAGCCUGACAUUGCUAUGCACUUAUGCUUUCGCAAGUUUUACUAUUAUUGUUUUUACUAAUAUGCUUACACCAAUGAACUGUGUGAUUGUACAGCACAAGUAUUUUAUUCCGAAUUUCCUAUUAGAGUUCUCUCCAUACACUUAGGAACUAAUGUCUGUAGGUUUCCGUCUCGUCAGGUAAUUCUAGUCACGUGACUGCCAGGGGUCCAUAAUUAUUUAUAGAUAUCAUUCAUAGAUAUUGUAAAACAGCAUAUCUGUGUUUAUGGCUGUCUUAUGUCAAUUGUAGUGAUUCUUACUUAUUCUAUCUGUCUGUCUGUCUAGGUCUGAGAGAUGCCUUGGAGUCAUGGGGACUGGAAGAAGGCAAUCUUGUCUGUGUCACCACAGACAAUGCAUCAAAUAACAUCUGUGCCAUGGAACUGAAUGAGUGGGAACGAUUGCAGUGCUUUGGUCACCGUCUACAGCUAGCCAUCGAGAAUUCUCUAAAAAACCUCACCCCAACAUCCACAAGGCAGGCUGUGGAGAGAGCAGUGGGUGUCUGCAAGAGAGUGGUGAGUGCCUUCUCCAACUCUUGGAAGAGGAGAAGGGAACUGGCCAAAGCCCAAGCAGCACUGGGCUUGCCUCACCACCAGUUAAUCACGGAAACACCCACCAGGUGGGGGUCCCGCCAGCAGAUGGUUGCACGGUUCUUGGAGCAGGAGAAAGCCCUUUCACAGGUCCUCCUUGCAGAUAAGAAGGCAAGACAUCUGGUUCCGAGCUGGCAAGAUGUGUCAAUCCUAGACUCGCUGAACAAAGCCCUGGGCCCUCUGUUUGAAUUUACCGAUGCAUUGUCGGGGGAGAAAUAUGUGAGCGUAUCCUUUCUCAAGCCGGUGCUGCAUUUGUUCAAUGAUCAAAUCCUCAGCCCAAAAGAAGGGGAAACGGAGCUCACCAAAGCAGUCAAAGGAGGUGUGCUGAAAUACCUCAAUGAGAAGUACGAUGAUGCAGCCGCAAACAACAUCCUCGACAUGGCAACACUGGUGGACCCCAGGUUCAAGACAACUUACCUGAGGGAAAACCGUGCGGAGUACAUGAAGAACCGAGCUGUCACAGAGCUGCUGGGUAUGGUGGAGGGAGCCACGGCGCCACCAGCAAGUGAUCCAAGAGCAGUAGGCUCCCAAGCUGCUGAAGAUGACCCUCCCACAAAGAAAAAGACCUUGGCCAGCUACUUUAAGAAGGCAGUUCCAGCCAGCGCCCACACCCGCCUGGGCAACAGAGAAAGCAUCGAACUGGAGGUCGCCAUGUACCUCCAGGCACCUGGGCCUGCUUCAGAGGCAGACCCACUGGAGUGGUGGAAGCAGCAUGAGGUCACUUUCCCAUCUGUGGCUAGGCUCGCCAACAAGUAUUUAUGCAUUCCAGCCACUAGCUCUUCGUCGGAAAGGGCAUUCAGUGCAAGUGGAAAUAUUAUAACUUGCAAGAGGUCUUGUCUGAAACCAAACACCGUAGACCAACUGGUGUUCCUUGCACUAAACCUGUAAUGUUGACAUGUUUCUACCUCUUUAAAUUGUUUGUUGGUUUGUGUUGUAUUGUUUGUGCUUUAUGUUUGCACAUUUGUUCAAUUAGGCCUAAUGCUUUAAACAGAGUUCUGUUCAAACCUGUCCUGAUGUUUACAAUUUUUAUACAGGACAGGGGUUGGACAAAAUAACUGAGACACCUGUCAUUUUAGUGUGGGAGGUUUCAUGGCUCAAGAGGACCAGCCUGUUGGCCAAUCUUCAUUAAUUGCACAUUGCACCGGAAAAGUGAAAUUUGAAGGUUCAAUUAGCAGUGUAAGAGCACAGUUUUGCUCAAAAUGUGAGCACCUUACUGGUGCAAUGUGCAAUUAAUGAAGAUUG
Messenger RNA from Gadus chalcogrammus (walleye pollock), 1883 nucleotides. RefSeq names its product E3 SUMO-protein ligase ZBED1-like. Bases 429 to 1529 code for a protein of 366 amino acids. Gene Ontology annotation, molecular function: protein dimerization activity. The record is from RefSeq and is a predicted model, not a curated record. NCBI's taxonomy places the organism in Eukaryota, Metazoa, Chordata, Actinopteri, Gadiformes, Gadidae. The transcript is spliced from 3 exons.